Messenger RNA from Penicillium brasilianum, 1759 nucleotides. The record is from the annotation of a GenBank genome assembly. Lineage: Eukaryota; Fungi; Ascomycota; Eurotiomycetes; Eurotiales; Aspergillaceae.
UUCUUCCCUUCAAUAUCCCUCCCCCCAAAACCCAAACCUUACAAUUUUCUCCCCUUCAACCCCCCGUUUCUUUCUUUCCCUUAUCUUGCUUGGUGAUUUCUCUCUUUUCGUUCCUGGCGCCUGGCUCGAUCCGAUGUCUGCUCUCCUCCUUCCUUGAUCCCGCCCCCAAUGCCGACCCCGAGUAACAACCGCCCAACUUCGAUCGCCGAGGUGAUCUCCACCCGUACUUGCCCACCGGAACUGAACCGCGCCUCGGCCUGGAGAGAUUCACCGGAUUCAACCGUCUCCGCCAGCGAGGCACUUGAAGAUGCUCUCACUCCGUCCAGCGUGACGGCGCCCUCCGUACUGAGUCGUUCCGACGAUGGCAGCGCGCUCUUGGCGUCUGACCCGCUGAAAGUGGAGAGCAAGAUAGCCGGCGCGACGGACGACGAGACUACUACACGCGAGCGAUCGAGUUCACCCACAGAAUUAUGUGCUCGCAGUCGGUCAUCUGUCAUGCCACCUAACUCUUCACUAUUGCGUUAUGAAUUCUCAAAUGUUCGCCUCCUGCCAAACCAUUCUUCGUCCUAUCUCCGCUCCGGGAGCAGAUUCGUCGGAACCCAAAUGUCCGACAAACAGGUGUACAAUGUUGACGUGGAAAUCAAGCACGUGGACAUGGCCGAAUCCUAUCUUUGCGGCUAUCUUCGCAUCCAAGGCCUCACAGAAGAUCACCCUACCUUAACUACAUUCUUCGAAGGAGAGAUCAUCGGUACUAAACACACGUUCCAGACUCGUAAUGAGGAAUGGGGCGCCAACGAGAAGACGGAUAUCCACCACUGGUCCCGUUUCCCCGCUUGGAAACCACUUGCCAAACAGGCGAAGCGAACGGAUUUUACGUAUCGCAACUUUGCCCAGCGUGAGCACGUGUUCAUGAGGUGGAAGGAGUAUUUCCUCGUCCCAGACCAUCGGGUGCGAACUAUCUCUGGCGCUAGCUUCGAGGGGUUUUACUAUAUCUGCUUCAAUCAGAUUGAGGGAUCUGUCAGCGGUGUUUACUUUCAUGCGAAGAGCGAGCGAUUCCAACAGCUCGAGCUAAAGCACGUCGAAGAUCGUGGAUGUGCGCCAGCAGUUGAAUUCCGCUAAACCUCACGAAGUUUGUCUGCUGGCGUUUGAAUGAUUCAGACCCGCUAUUGCAAAUCAUUGGUUCGCCCACUCAACGCUUAUAUUGAUUCAUCCCUUAUCCUCUUUAAGGCACAGGAUGGCUCAGCGCAUUCCUCCCCGUACCUUCAUCACUACAUUCGAGCUACCAAGAAGCUUUGGCAGUUCCUCUUCCCCAGAUUGAUACUACCGCCAAGCCCUCAUUCUUCCCUCGUCCUUGCAAUACCUCCUUAUUCGACUCUUAUCCGCUCUCUCUACUUGUUGGACACCCGUGAUUUCACGGCUUCGUUGAACACGAUACUUUCCACAUGCCACAUAUACCCACUCUCACAUUGGUCACCUCCUGGCGCUAGCUUUGGUCAAACUGUAUCUCAUCUCAUGCCUCAUGAAACCCUCGAUCUCGGAAAUGGCGUUUUUCUCUUUACUCUUGUUCCUUUGGGCGAGAUGGGUUCCUCUCUUUGUUCCGAGUUUUUUUCACCUUACGACAUUUUCUAUUAACCUUAUUCGCCAUCUACAUCUAUUCCUUUCUUAUUGUUUGUUGUGAUGUAUUUAAUCACUACGCUUGGAUGGGCCGUGCAGCCCACUAGAGAAAAUCAAUACGCAGGUUUUUCUGGACUGUGCCUAU